AAAAUUGCGAAUAAUUUAUUUGUAGAAACAAAUGACGGGGAUUUUGUUGUGAAGUUUCAAGGAAGAAAUGUGAGUCUUAUAAGCCUGAUUGAGCGUCAUCGUAAUCUUAAUAUCACGCCGUUUCAGAUUGAGGUCUUCCUUGAAAAUGUGAACAACCACAAGCACUUAGGGACACACUCGUGUGAAGGCAGGUGUUACGUAGAAGAAAGAAGCCAUUCCAAAACUUGUUAUUGUGAUCUGCCUUGUGUUUCGUGGGGUGAUUGCUGUUUGGAUUUUCACUUGAGGUAAAUAUCACACUGUUUGUUUGUUUUUUGUUUUUUUUGUUUGUUGAUGCCACGAGCUUUGGGUCGCAGUUUCGCAAAUCAAUAUUUAAACGUUACAAAACACACAAGGUUCACGCGUCAACACUAAUACUUUUUGCAUCGUUAUAUUUUUUACCAUCCCCACAAACACAAAGCCGACUGAAACGCCAAUGCGCAAAUUCGUGUCAUGCCUGAACGUUUUUGGAGACCUUCUUUCCUACACGUCUGCACUAAAGCAACACCGAACCUUUCAUGUUUCAAAGGGUUAUUCGUCAACUACCACACUAAUAUCACAUUGCGUUAAGGUGGGCUCCGUUAACUUUAUUCUUUUGCAUUUGCAGGUGUGGUACAUUUAGAAACGCGCGAAUUGAUUCAUCAUUUCGAAAUAUGACAUGCGAGGACUUGAGUACUUCUUCAUGGACAGCUGGAGUUAUAAUGAAAUCUUCUUGCAGUUUACAGCCAAAAAGUCAAGACACGAACGAGUGCCAAUCCAUUCGAGAUCUGAAUAUGACACUGGAUAAAGAAUUGCCUGUGUUUGACAGGAACAAUAAUGUAACAUACCGUAGCAUUGCUUGUGCGAAGUGCAACAACGCAGGAAACCUUUCGUUCUGGGGUCUAGAAAUAGCGAAUUGCCGGAGUCAGAGUUUAGAGUCGCUUCAAGCCAAUGUUACAGCGAUCAAAAGGUUUCUGAAAGAAAAUGACCAGUGUUCGUGGCGAUAUGUACCGCUUUCAAACCUUAAACAACCUUACAAGAGAUGUAUUCCACAGGACAUGGUUUGUGCUUCUCAUCAAUUACCAGUCAUGUCUGUAAUCAGGAAGUUAUGUUCCUCUUAUUCUAUGCCGAUCAUAAUAGCUGGUUUAGAUACACGUCUAUCUUUCCGAAACCCUCACUGUGCACUCUGCCAACCAAAUGAACGAAAAAAUGGGGAUGCAAGUAUUGCGGAAGCCAGCCUAUCUUUCGGUGUUUUGGUACCACCCCUAUCGAUCUUAUUUGAUGUGAGUUCGAGCGUUCUAGAUGAGAAGGUGAUACAAAAAGCUCAACCGUCCUCAGCGAAUUAUGAAGAUAAUCUGACGUCAUCAUUUAACUGCAGCUCAAGUGAGGCUAAUUGUACAGUUAUCUAUGGCAGUGAAGUAUGUACCCUUUUGACGCCACCAAUAAAUCGUACAAUACCGAUACCUUUGAACUCCAGUCGGGUGACAGUGCUUACGUCACAGAUGUUACAAAAUCAAGAGAAAGAAAUAAGACUAAACGGAAGUGUGUUUUAUCUUGUGUGUCCAGAUAACCAGAACCCCAAAGAAUUGGAGCGGGAAGCCUCUACGACCCUUGGGCAAAUAACAUUUGCUGGCACAAUAGUCUCGAUUGUCUCGAACUGUUUUUUGCUCGUUGUUUACCUGUCUUUCAAACAACUGCGUAACUUGCCUGGAAAAUGUCUCAUUAGCCUCCUAUCGGCAAUGCUGUGCAACCACAUUAUUUUUCUUUGUGCUGCUAAGUUCCAACAAGAUGAGCUUUACUGCAAAGCAAUCGCGAUCUGCCUACAUUUCUUUGUUCUGGCUUCCUUUUGGUGGAUGAGUGUCAUGGCGUUUGAUACAGCAAAUGCGUUUAACGUUUAUGGUUAGUAUAUAUAAUCACAGCUUUCAAUGAAUUACUUUUAAAAGAUACUUUAAAAUUUAUGUAACACAACAAACACGCAGGUGUGAGGAGCUCCAAGCAUUCGUCUUGUUCUUGAAUUAUUUUGUUCCUACACCCGCGAGUUGAUAAAAGUGAAGCUAUCUGUAUUUGUAUAAAUCGUGAUUCUAAAACAUCUGCUCGUAGAAGAUUAAUCCAAAAUUUCUUCCAAACUCCAAAGCGAAAAACCUUUGAGAAAAUUUGACAAGCAGAUCGACAAGGAGUAGGUGUAGGAGUAGUGGGACAUUAUGUUGGUGGUGCAGGUGAUGAUGUUGAUGAUGAUAAUGGUGAUAGUGAUGAUAGUUUUGAUAGUGAUGGGCCUUUUUUUGCAUUAGUUGAUCACGUGAUCAACACGUGAUCAACUUUUGGUAAAAACGGAAACAGUUCGCUUUUGUAAAUUUUUUUAGCACGAGCUGAGAGAACAUAUUAAAAUUAAUUAACCUGUACAUUUUCAGCCGUAUAUCUCAAAAGUAGCGAUUGUAACGGCCGCCGAAAGUUAGAAGGAUUUGUAAGAGACGAAAAACUUGCCAUCCAGUCACGCUUGAAUGAUUUUCCAUACAAAUCCUCGUAAAUUUUGAAGUUUUCAUAUUGUCGUGAAAUAUUUCGUUGAGCAUUAUGGGACUCAAAUCUCCUUUUAAUUCAUAACAGGCACUUCGACCCCUUAAACGCGAAAAGAAAGUUUAACGACAGUUUAAAAAUUCCAAAAUUUACAAGGAGACAAUGAGAGUAAGAAAGAUUAUGAUGAUGAUGAUGACAAUUUUUUAAAAUAUAUUCUAAAUUUUUUUAAUAUAUUUUAUUUUGUGCAGUACGUGACACAAGGAGGCAAGCUUCUGACAUCAGAAAGACUUUCAUCAAAUAUUGUAUUGUUGGCUGGGCAUUUCCUGGAAUCAUUGUGACUGUGUUCGCUGUGCUGGACUCCACUGAAACCUUCCACGUUGGAUAUGGUAUGAAAACAUUACAGUUAUUAAGACUAUGGCGAAUAACGUCUCAAUCCUCUAUUAAACACCCCACUUCAUCUCAAAGAAGCACUCCUUAUCAGAGCAGGGGCGGAUCUAGGGGGAGGGUGCAGGGGGUGCGCCCCCCCCGAGAUGACCUGCGGUUUUCUAAUACAACUGGUAUUCUGCAAAAAAAAACUAUGUGGUUUAUUGGUGAUGAAGUAGAGCAAGAGACAAGUGCACCCCCUCCUGCUUUCUCUCUUCUCCCUGGUGACGGCAAAGAUGAGCAGCCUAAAUCAACAGGGUUUUCAAAUUGCACAGCUUGUAACAUGUCUUUCGUUUUUUUCUAUUUAUUUUUUGCUUUUUCAGGAAAUUCUUUGUUUUGUUGGAUCUCGGAUUCAACGGCUAAAGCUGUUGCCGUGGUAACGCCAGUCUGCCUCGCGUUGGCCUUUAAUGCAGUGUGCCUGACGAAAAGUUUGUACGGUAUCCAUCGCCUGAAAAAAGUAUGUCACUCGCACAAUCUACAGGCAAUAUUAUAAAGAACAUUUUUCAAUUGUCGUGUAAUCUAUCGUAAGUCAGUCAUAAGGUUCUUAAAACAGUUUUUCGGAUCAUUUCUUCUUUCUUUUCCAGGAUGCCGGAAUAGCAGCAGCUAACACGUCCAGCCGUGUUUCGCUACCAAUCAUCUGCAUCAAACUAACAGUUAUCAUGGGAUUGAGUUGGAUUCUGGAAUUAAUCGUCUCCAGUUGGCAACAAGCCGAAUUUUUGAAAUAUCCUUCUAAUCUGUUGAACAGUAUGCAAGGUAGGUUCCAUCGAUUAUAGUUUAAAGUAAAGCGAUAUCGACAAGAAAUGAUCACAUAAUUGAACUUCUAUUACUUUCUUGCAGGAUUUUUCAUUAUGUUGUGUUUUACCACUACAAAAAAAGUACUAGGGCUUCUCAAAGAAAAAAUUCGCAAAAGACGUAAUCCCAGGCGAAAUCAAAUUGAGCUGCAAACAAGCAUGACUCGG
Messenger RNA from Porites lobata, 3908 nucleotides. The record is from the annotation of a GenBank genome assembly. Lineage: Eukaryota; Metazoa; Cnidaria; Anthozoa; Scleractinia; Poritidae.